CUGUACUGGCACGGUGGUUCAUGAGCAUAUUUUAUUGAACUACAAAAUUGUAAACGUUCUCAAGAAACUCCGCCAGCAUUGCGGAGUCCCAGUUUCUUGCGGUCUGGAACAAAACUCAACAUCCAGAUAUCUAGUUCAAGUCAUGGCGAAGUGGGGCGAAGGAGAUCCGCGUUGGAUCGUGGAAGCUAGACCUGACGGAACGAACGUGAACAACUGGCACUGGACGGAGAAAAAUGCAUCACACUGGUCGAAUGAUCGCCUAAAACAACUGCUUGUGGGUCUAACUUUUGACAUAGAUUUGGCUAAUGUGAGAACUACGGAACUAAGCAAAUGUGAUGGGGAGGCUACAGUGAAUAACCGGAAAGCCAAGUUGAUUUUCUUCUAUGAAUGGGAUGUAUCGGUGAAGUGGACAGGCCGACACAAAGACUCCGAUGAGGAUAUCACUGGCUCUAUCCAGGUGCCGAACUUGAGCGAUGAGAACGAUGCGGACGACUUGGAUAUCACUGUAUCGUGUAAGAGCAAUAGCAAGGAGAGCAGUGAGGUGAGGCAGAUGAUGCAGCGCAUGGCCAUCCCGAAAGUGCGCAACCAGCUAGCCAGCUAUGUCCGCGAGCUUAAAGAAGAAUAUGGAAAGGAUAUGAUUCUGCCCACGAACAAGGGCUCAUCUUCUCCUGCUGCUAAGCCCUCUGCCGCACCGUCACCUGCUGCUCCAGCUGCAAAGUCGGUGCCUGGAGCUGCGCCAGCUAGCAGUGGAGCUUCCUCAUCAGCAUCAUCUGUAUCCACAUCUCGAGUUCAGGAGAAAUGUGAAUUCCAAGCUGCCCCGGAGGAUGUCUUCAACGUCUUUGUUGACAAAGAACGUACUCAAGCCUUCACCCGAGGAUCAGCCCAGCUAGAGCCGACCCCGGGUGGAAAAUUCACUCUUCUCGGUGGAAACGUUGAGGGCAACUUUGUUGAAUUGGUCCGUAACGAGAAGAUCGUUCAGAAAUGGAGAAUGAACACGUGGCCUUCAGGUCAUUACUCAACUGUUACUUUGCUGUUCACCAGUUCUCCUAACGGAUGCCUACUCAAACUCAAGCAGGACAACGUUCCGACUAGCAGCUUGGAAUCGACCAAGGAGGGCUGGCAUCGCUACUACUUUGAGUCCAUCAAGAUGACAUUCGGCUUCGGUGCCGCCCUUAUGUAAACAUGGACACGCUCAUUCCAACAUGCAUCUCUUGACACGUAUGACUAUGAGAAUCUCCUAUUUUUUGACUAGAGUUUUUUUUAUUACCUUGUGUUCUGCGCAUACGACUGCCUCUGCUAUUUUGUGCUGCCAUGUUCGCAUCGGACCCAGCUACCUAACUUAUGAAAUGAAAAAAAUUAACAUUGCCGGCCUGUGCAUACACCAUUCGGAAACGUAUUUUGUUCACUGUCAACCGAAGCAAAGAAACAAUUGCUUUCUCACUGCUCGAUCUGCAUCUUGUGCUGCCUGUUCGUUAUUAUUCUGGUUUGUCGUCUUUGCCGCCGUUGCUGCUGCUGUGGCUCUGUUGCCGCCAUCGCUGCCACAUGCCACUGGACUAUUCUUGCUCUCUGGUCUCCGCCCGCCAUUGCGUAAGAGUGCUGACGUAUUCUCAGCUUUGAAGUCAUGUGGAAAGGACAACCUAGUCGCCACGCUUCUACUGUUGGUCAUGGCCGAGUUGUUGUUCUGCGACAUUGUGACAGCAAUGAUAGUAUCACUGUUCUGGCAUUCAAGCUGAGCUGGUGCCGCAAUGUCUUGGAAACUUCCCAGUGAGAAUGCUACACUGCAUUCUGCCAAUAGUCCAUGUUUUCUCUACCUCGUGGUUCUGAACUCUUGAUGGUAAUGGUUUCAUUUGGAAA
Messenger RNA from Sycon ciliatum, 1854 nucleotides. Its product is annotated as activator of 90 kDa heat shock protein ATPase homolog 1-like. The transcript is spliced from 12 exons. NCBI's taxonomy places the organism in Eukaryota, Metazoa, Porifera, Calcarea, Leucosolenida, Sycettidae. Bases 143 to 1180 code for a protein of 345 amino acids. Gene Ontology annotation, molecular function: protein-folding chaperone binding; ATPase activator activity. The record is from RefSeq and is a predicted model, not a curated record. Gene Ontology annotation, cellular component: cytosol. Gene Ontology annotation, biological process: protein folding; positive regulation of ATP-dependent activity.